Messenger RNA from Arachis duranensis, 3129 nucleotides. Its product is annotated as UTP--glucose-1-phosphate uridylyltransferase 3, chloroplastic. The transcript has 17 exons. Bases 202 to 2847 code for a protein of 881 amino acids. Lineage: Eukaryota; Viridiplantae; Streptophyta; Magnoliopsida; Fabales; Fabaceae. Gene Ontology annotation, molecular function: UDP-N-acetylglucosamine diphosphorylase activity. Gene Ontology annotation, biological process: UDP-N-acetylglucosamine biosynthetic process. The record is from RefSeq and is a predicted model, not a curated record.
UUGAUAUUCACUCUCUUGUCCUUCGAAUAGCAAAAGAGGCCAGUUCGUUGGGAAGGUAUAUGCCUCUGGCAUCUUCCCCUGAUACUGAACACAACAGAACAGCGAUACCUCCUCCUUCCCAUAUAUAAAUUCAUCAUUCUAUUUUCCUUCACCUUUCUUUCCCUCUCAGUAGUCAGCUUAUAAAUUCAGUUGAAAACAAUAAUGGUUCAUUCAACUUCCACUUCCACUUCUCUUCUUCAUAACAAUAACCGUUUCCUCUUUUCCUUCAAUUCGUCUUCCAUAACCUCAAAUUCAAAUUCAUACUCUCACUCUCACUCUAAUUCUCUCUCUUUUACUAAGUUUCUCUCUUCUUCUUCUAAUUCUUCUUUUUCUUCUUCGUCGUCGCCAUUAUGUUGCCGCGUCGCCCGGGUUUCUACCGAGCACUUGGAACUCUCUCCGCCACCGCCGGGUUUCAACUUCCGCCGAGAAAUCGCCAGGCUCUCCGCCCUCCGCGAUAGCCUCGCCGCCUGCGCCACUCUCCACGACAAGCUCCGACUUCUCGACACCGACUCCAGAGUCCGCCGUUUCUUCCGUUCCGGCCGGAGUAGGGUUUUGGAGUCGCUCCGGAUGUCCUCCGGCGAGUUGUUUCUGCUCAAGUGCCUCGUCGCCGCCGGGCAGGAGCACGUGCUUUGCUCCGGCGUGGACGGAGUGGAGGCCGCCACUUCGGCCACCGCGAACACGAGCUCCUCCGUGAAGAGCGCGCUUUAUGCGCUAGCGGAGAUUAUAGAGAGCUUGGACUCCCAUGGAAGCAAUGGCGGCAGUGCCAGUUUCGGGAGGAGCACAACGGUGACUUUGGACGAUGAAGAAAUUAGGAACUUGGAAUCUUUGUUGGAGAGUUUAGGGGAGAUUGAAAGAUUCUAUGAUUGCAUUGGAGGAAUUAUAGGAUACCAGAUAAAGACGUUGGAGCUUCUUGUUGAAAAAUUACAUGACAGGCAGAAUGUAAGUUGGUCUCAGCACAUGCAUGAAAUGCAAGAAUGCCGGGUUUGUGGAAUCGAUGCACCAAAGGGGGUUGACCUCACUGAAAAUACGGAUUAUGCAUCUCAGGCAGCUCUAUGGGGUAUAGAGGGUUUGCCAGACCUAGGCGAAAUUUAUCCUUUGGGAGGCUCUGCGGACAGGCUUGGUUUAGUCGAUUCUAACACCGGUGAAUGCCUUCCUGCCGCAAUGUUACCGUUUUGUGGAAGGACUUUGCUGGAAGGUCUUGUAAGAGAUCUUCAGGCAAGAGAAUUCUUGUACUUCAAGUUAUAUGGGAAACAAUGUAUCACUCCUGUUGCAAUAAUGACAAGUUCUGCAAAGAACAACCAUGAACAUGUCACAUCUCUGUGCGAAAGACUUUCAUGGUUUGGAAGAGGUCGAUCAACUUUCCAAUUUUUUGAACAGCCUCUUGUUCCGGUUGUUGGUGCAGAAGAUGGGCAGUGGUUGGCCACCAAACCUUUCAUUCCGUUGAGCAAGCCUGGUGGUCAUGGUGUCAUAUGGAAACUUGCUCAUGACAAAGGCAUCUUCAAAUGGUUUUGUUGUCAUGGAAGAAAAGGUGCAACACUGCGCCAAGUCAGUAAUGUUGUGGCAGCUACAGAUUUAACUCUCCUAGCCUUAGCUGGCAUUGGUUUACGUCAAGGAAAGAGAAUGGGGUUCGCAUCUUGUAAGCGGAACUCAGGUGCCACAGAAGGAAUUAAUGUGCUGAUGGAAAAGAAAAAUCUUGAUGGAAACUGGGAAUAUGUUGUGUCAUGCAUUGAAUACACUGAGUUUGACAAGUUUGGAAUUACUGAUGGACCUUGCACUCCAACCUGUUUGCAGGCAGAUUUCCCAGCCAAUACAAACAUCUUGUAUGUUGAUUUACCUUCUGCCGAGCUAGUUGGAUCAAGUAAGAAUGAAAAUUGCUUACCAGGAAUGGUGCUAAAUACAAAAAAGCCCAUAGUAUAUGCAGAUCAGUUCGGAAGACACCGUAGUGUCUUAGGUGGUAGACUAGAGUGCACAAUGCAAAAUAUAGCAGACAAUUUUUCCAAUGUAUACUCGUCUAGGUGUUACAAUGGUGUAGAAGAUAAGCUAGACACAUUUAUCGUAUACAAUGAAAGGAGAAGAGUUACUUCAUCUGCCAAGAAAAAGAGACGACAAGGAGACAAGUCUUUACACCAGACACCUGACGGAGCUCUUUUAGAUAUCUUGCGAAAUGCCCAUGAUCUUCUUUCACAAUGCGAUAUAAGACUUCCUGAGAUUGAAGCUAAUGAGAAUUAUGUCAAUUCGGAACCACCACUUCUCAUCCUUCUACAUCCUGCACUUGGUCCUCUUUGGGAAAUCACUAGACAAAAGUUUUAUGGCGGUUCCAUAGCCGAGGGCUCAGAGCUACAAAUUGAGGUUGCAGAGUUCUUUUGGAAGAAUGUUCAGCUCAAUGGAAGCCUAAUAGUAAUAGCUGAAAAUGCAAUGGGCUCAAUGAAGAUCAAUGAGAAUGGUGAAUCCAUACUACAUUACGGGCAAAGGUGUGGAAAAUGUAAAUUGGAGAAUGUUAAGGUAUUGAACAAGGGAAUUGAUUGGACUUGUGGUGAAAACAUAUACUGGAAACAUGAUGUACAGCGGUCUGAAGUACUUAAGAUAGUACUGCACGGAAAUGCUGAAUUUGAGGCUACCGAUGUUGUCUUACAGGGAAAUCAUGUAUAUGAAGUUCCAGAUGGCUACAAGCUGAAGAUCACGCAAGGAAACACAGGUUUAGCAAUUCAGUUAGAUCCGAUUGAAGAGAGUAGGAUGGAGAGUGGAAGCUGGCACUGGGACUACAAGAUAGAAGGUUCUCAUGUUUGCCUAGAAUUAGUAGAAUCAUAGACUACUACCACUAACUGCUAAAAAUGCCUUCUUGAGUGAAUCAUGGUUCACUGCUGGUAUUAGCGCCCAUGUUAUAAGAAUUUGGAUUACCAAGUGACUGGUUAAACAGAAGUUGAACCGUCACUCUUUGUUCUUGUAGAGUUUAUCUUGUAACAAUAUACAUGUUGAUAUGUUGUAUUUAUAACCAUUUCCUUUGGUUAACAUCUCCAUGUAGCUAAAUUGUAUGAUUGUAAAACCGAGAAUUAUUCGAGCAAUGAAUGUGGAUCUAUCUAUCUAUUUUUA